Messenger RNA from Plutella xylostella (diamondback moth), 2089 nucleotides. RefSeq names its product galactosylgalactosylxylosylprotein 3-beta-glucuronosyltransferase S. The record is from RefSeq and is a predicted model, not a curated record. Gene Ontology annotation, molecular function: galactosylgalactosylxylosylprotein 3-beta-glucuronosyltransferase activity. Gene Ontology annotation, cellular component: Golgi membrane. Lineage: Eukaryota; Metazoa; Arthropoda; Insecta; Lepidoptera; Plutellidae. Gene Ontology annotation, biological process: chondroitin sulfate proteoglycan biosynthetic process; carbohydrate metabolic process.
AACGUCAAACGUAACAACCAAAUCCAACCAAAUCAAUCAAUAUUAUUUACUUCAAAAUCAGCUGAAAUCAGUUUAAUCAGUUCUAAUUUGCCUAAAUUUUUUAGCAUGAACGUUUAAACUUUAAUUAGCUAGGUUACGCACAAUUGAAUUGAAUAAGUGACUGUUCAUAGGAAGUAAUGAAAUCCGUCCAUGUGCUACCGCUACCCUUUUACAAAACAUUAUUUGUCCUGCUAUGUGUAGCUUUGGUAAUAUGUCUGUGGAACGAGUUUGAUUUAGGCUUAGGCGUAGAUGUAGACGAAGACUUAGUAUUGAGCAAAUUAGAUAAUGUCACGGAAGCGGCCACGACACACAAAGUAUGCAAUGUGAACUUGGUUGACCGGCGCGCACACCUUGGGUCUCCUCCACACCGCAACCUGACAGUGAUAUACUAUGUGACUCCAACAUACCCCCGGCCCAACCAGGUGCCUGAGCUGACACGUCUGUCUCACUCGCUGAUGCAUGUACCUGGGCUGCACUGGGUUGUGGCUAAUGAUCAUGAUGCCUGUGAUCCCAGGGUCCACUCCAUCUUGCAGCGUUCCGGUCUCCCGUUCACGCACAUCUCGUCUCCGAAGCCGCCGCAGCUGAACCUGCUGCGCCUCAUGCCUCGCGGGGUCACCAACCGCCGCGCCGCGCUCCGCUGGAUCACCAGCGAGCCCCGGCAGGGCGUGCUCUACUUCGGAGACGAUGAUAACUCCGUCGAUCUGGACUUGUUUGAUGAGAUCAGGAAGACGCGCAAGCUGUCCAUGUUCCCGGUGGGGCUGAUCUCGGAGUACGGAGUGUCGUCGCCGGUGCUGCAGGGAGGGAAGGUGAUAGGUUUCUUCGACUCGUGGCCGGGCGCGCGCCGCUUCGCCGUGGACAUGGCGGGGUUCGCGGUGAAUCUCCAGCACCUGGCGCCGGCCGCCGCGAUGCCGUACAAGGCGGGGUUUGAAGAGGACGGGUUCCUCAAGAGCAACGGGUUCACGUUGGAGGAUGUGGAGCCGCUCGCUGAUAAUUGUACUAGGGUGCUAGUGUGGCACACUCGCAGCGUGAUCCCCAAGAAGAAGCAACUAAAGGUGCACUUAGACUCCGACCGACUGGACAAGUUCGACAAUCUGCGCACUCUGCUCACCACCGUGCGUGACAUGAACAUGGCGGGCCUCAGCCCCGACCAGGGCAUCUCGCCGUCCGUCUAUAACAACAGGUUCAGCGAAGGACUGGCCUAAAUAGGCCUAGGCCUUACGGUGGCGUUUAUACGAUAAGAGUAUGCUCGGUAUUAACUCGAUGUUAGUAAUAUAGAACAUUUUCUGAUCCAGCUGAUUGGCUGUUAAAGACGUUAAGAGUAGCAUCAGAAUACUUAUUCGGUCAGUGCGUACUCUUAUCAUGUAAACCCCGCCUAUCGGAUGAUCUUACACGUUUGACCUAAAGCUUUUCUCUCGCUAGCGUAGGUGUAGGUGUCUUAAGACUAUUCUGAGAUUAAAUUGUAAUAUUUAAGUAUUUUGGAUCUGAAUUAGACUGUGUAGUAAAAGAAUAUUAUACCAGAACAAUAUGAAUGACUGACUGAAGAAUAACUCAAUCUUUUAAAGAUAGUUCGCGUGUAUAUUUAAAGAUAUUAUUAUGUUAUGGAUUUGAAAUUAUGACAACGAACAAUUCGAACCAAUGCUAGUGCCGCUUUCUCUAAAUAGGCCGCUAUUCUAAUAUUUUAUCUCUAUCCUCUCCAUAUUUCUGAAUCUCUUGAUAGAACGAAUCUCUAACCUAUAUAACUAUAAUAUUCUAGUAACUAUUUUAAUGAAUCAUUUCAUCUUUCAUUAUGUACAAUCCUGGUUUUAAAAACAAAAAUGUUGCAAGAAAUAGAUAGCAGCAAAGGCGACUUAUAAAAUGAACGUAAUACUUAUUAUGAUUUAAUGAUAUUACUCUGAAAUUAAGGUAUUAUUUUUAUAAGUAAAAGUUACUUUUAUUACUCUUUAUUAGGUAGCUAAAAAAUACACUUGGAAUUUGUGAUAUCGGAAUUAGCUUUCUCUACGCAGAAUUAAAAAAACCUAGUCAAGCGAAGUGUAGAUAUUAUUUUAUUUGU